Molecule: messenger RNA, 1214 nt
Organism: Exophiala oligosperma
Lineage: Eukaryota; Fungi; Ascomycota; Eurotiomycetes; Chaetothyriales; Herpotrichiellaceae
Exons: 2
Coding region: 198-767 (189 amino acids)
Biological process (GO): N-terminal peptidyl-methionine acetylation
Cellular component (GO): NatB complex
Molecular function (GO): protein-N-terminal amino-acid acetyltransferase activity
Source: RefSeq, a predicted model, not a curated record
CACCAGCAAACCCCUCAAUAUUCGGACAGACUUUUUAAAUCGCCCUCGUUGUCCUAGGCAUCACCCAAGGUUGACUUUUGUUCUCUGCUGGUACUUCGUAUAUGCCUGAGGUGUACGACCGAGGCCAGUCGACUGCGGCACCGUCUGCGCUAGAUUCAUCAGCUGAACUCGGAAAAAUAUAAAUCAAUCGAUCUGCCAUGCCUAUCAUCCGAAGAGUCCAGCCGUCAGAUCUACUGCAUCUUAACCUAUGCAACCUGGAUCCAUAUACUGAAAAUUACGACUUGAAUUUCUACCUGACCUACUUGAUGAGAUGGCCUUCGUUAUUUCAGUGUAUCGAAGAGCACGGUCAGAUUGUAGGGUACAUCAUCGGGAAAGUUGAAACAUCACCCGCACAAUUACAAGGCACACCACACUUCCUGCCAUGGCAUGGCCAUAUCACGGCUCUGUCAAUAGCACCGCAAUACCGGAGGCUCGGAUAUGGCAAGCUUCUGAGCGAGUCUCUUGAAAAGGCUUGCAAUGCACAGAACGCCUGGUUCGUAGAUCUUUUUGUACGGAAAAGUAAUACGAAUGCCAUCAAAAUGUACGAAACCAUGGGUUAUUCGACCUACCGUACCGUGGUCAGAUACUAUGCGGAUGACCCGACAGGCGUUUCUCAGGAUGGGGAGGAUGCCCUGGACAUGCGAAAACCUCUGGACAGGGACAAGGACCGAAUCCACGUCAGAGAGAACGGUGAAAAUUUCAAGGUUGACCCAGAGGAUGUUUUUUGAGCACCUUCUAAGCAACAAUCGAUGGCCCGGACUGACACAGACACAUAUAGCCUGUUUGGGUCUGAUCGAGGUGAACAUGUUGGACGGUCUCGGAAGACAAAACGACACCCGAUCCGAGCCGGGGGGAUUGUCAUACUCGAUAAGUUUAUGCAGGUUGGCCCUCAUUCGGUCUGUCAGAGGCAUCCAUAAGCGCCGAGCAGUGUCAUGCCCUCUGUAUGUUGUGAGAUUGGGAAAAAGCCACAUAGCGAUGGAGUCCAGAGGUCAUCAAGGCCGAUCAUAAUCGGUAGGGACCUCACAGGGUGUACCAUGUGCCAUUGAAAGGCCCCUUGCGCAUCUUUGAGCGGCUGCCUACUGUACAUAUGAUUGAUGAACAAAGAAGACAACACUAUAGAAUCAGAAUCAGGAUCGGUCUAGACUGGCUUUUGCAUGUUUAUUAGGUGUUUGCUG